UUUCACUGUAUAUUAAGUCAGGCUAGUUCAGCGAGGACCGCAUCAUAUUAAGCCUGCCCUACACAACGUACUUUGCAAUUGCUUAACAGCCGUCUCCAUUUACACCGUGUUCUCCUGGUAUGGAGAGCAAAUUGACAAAUUUAAAACAGUGGAAGAAUGCAUCUCUGUAUGAAUGGCGUCCAUUUGAGAGUCAAGACCUAGCGACAUUACUGACAAAUUGUCGUGUCUCAACUUCUGCAAAUGGAUCUUGUUAUAGCGUCUUAGGAACUUCGUCGGGAAGAGUAUUUGUAUUCAAUAAGGAGUGGAACGCUGUGUAUUCUUUUACUGCAAUUGAAAAUGGAGAUAUACAGUUACUAAAGUUUGUUGAAAGUGGGGGAAUUCUUGUUAUCGUCGGGAACGAUCAUAAUGGCCGUGUUCUUCUUCAGUUCUGGCGGAUUGUCUUGGAGCAUCGAAAAAAGUCACGCCCUUAUAAAUGCGUUUACGAACAUUCCAUACACAAUAUAUCUAAACCGCCGCACCCGGCAACAGUCUUGUGUGUUUCAAAUGACCUCAGAACUGUAUUUUGUGGGUUCUCUAACGGAUUACUUAUUGCAAUAUAUGGAAAUUUUUUGAAAGAUUUAGGUUCUCAGCAAAGAGUUCUCUUAAAAAUCACCGAGCCAAUAACCAAUUUUCUCCUUACAACAGACAUCACAGCUAUUGUAACUACCUUUUCAAGCUCGUACUCUCUCCAUCUCCCAUCGUUGAAACUCUCACCAUUGGAAUUCAAAGGGGUCGGUUUAAAUUGUUGCUCGCGAUUUUCUAAAGAUAAGUUUAUUCUGAGUUAUAAGGAGUCUCUUUACGUUAUAGACUGUUUUGGAAGGGUUUCUGGCCGUAUCAAAACUCCAGUAUCAAUUACACAACUCGGGACUUGUUUUGGAGACGUGUAUAUUUUAGGAACUUCAAAAUCAGAUACAGAAGGAGCGAACAACGAAAUGUCAGUACUCCUACUUGAUAUAGAAAACAAGCUUAUCAAGCUUGACUCUCAUUUGCCUACUAUUUCAUGUUUCCUUUCCCAAAGAAAAGGUACCUUUGUUGCCGUUGACCAGCAAAAAACACUGAGAAUAACAAUUAAACGCAAUCACAAAGAUGUGUAUGAUUCUCUGGCGGACAAUAACCAAGUGGAUUUGGCAUAUUUUUUGGCGCACUACCUGCGGGAAGAUAAAAGACUCUUACAAACUUUUGCGUUGAGAUGCGGACAAGUAAAGCUAAAAGAGAAAAAGUUUGUUGAAGCGGUUGAUUAUUUUAUUUGUGCCAUACCCAGGGCGAAUUCUGUUGACAUUGCCGAUGCAUUAUUACACGAAAAUCAAUCAGCAGAAUUAGUUCGGUAUCUUGAACAGCUUUUAUGCAAGAAUUGUGCUACAGAGGAUGAUAUAAAAAUGCUACUCUACUUAGUAAUUGAGCUGAACGAGUUGGACUUGCUAAGAAAGUACAUCAGCAACAAAAUGUUUCCUUCUACUGCCGUCGUGAUCCCAAUUCUCUUUGAGUUUCAGCUUUACCAGGAGCUGGAACUUCUUGCCAUUACAUAUAAUCUAUCAAAGCUAAUGGCUGAAACAUUAAUGUUAAAAGAAUCGUACACUCAACUUUUUGAUUAUCUUGUUCAUUGCUCUCCCCUGGUAAUUGCUCAAAUUAUAAAGAAAUACGGUUACUCGUUGCUUCAGCUCACCGAAGAUGCGUUUUCCGACUUCUUGUUUAAACUCCUUACAAACCGCCAGUUAUUUAUUCAGUCCCACAACUGCUCCGAUGAUAGCAUUUCAUUCGUUGAUUUACAGCGAAUCUUUUGCUUUCGUAAACAUAAUCUGUUAGAUCUUCUGCGUAAACUGAAGAGCUCCGAAAGUAUGACAGAAGAUUAUGAAGGUCUUUACAAUCAUGUACUACUAGAAUCAUUUAUCAUCCAGUAUUGCAAAAGUCCGGACAGAAGUUUGGAAGAACAAGCAGUAUCUGUUAUUCGAAAUCACAAUUCAACCCUAGAUGUCACAUCUUUUGGUUUGUUGAUGCGAGGCAUUGGAUGGACAAAAGCGAUGCGAGCACUUUCUUUAAAAACUGAUUAUGCUCUUCCUAGUCCAAACACUAUUGUUGAAUAUUUUGAAAACUACGGCACCCUGAAAUUGGACGAUAUUCAAUCAGCGGAUGAUAGUCUUUCAACACUAGAGCAACUUGUUUCAGUCAUCACCGAGGAAACUAAACCUGUCAUACUUACUUUGGCUGAGAGAUGUCUAUCAGAGUAUAGAAUAUCACUGGACAAAGUGAUACAUGUACUCGAAAAAUGUAGUUUUCUCUCAUUGUGCGACGUCACGUCUCUCUGUACAAAGUGGAUCUCACAUUUUAAUGAAGUUAUUAACGAAAAUGAAGUUGCGACUAAAAAAUUACAAGCGGAAACCGAACAUCUCCAAGAAGAGAUUGAGCACAUGACAGAAGCAGACAAACUUUGCGACAUUUGUGGAACGCCGUUGAAGUACUCCUUUUCUGCUUACUCCUGCAAACACAUUGUCCACGCUUUCUGUGGUCAGGCAGAGCAGUGUCCAACUUGUGGGCAUGGGAUGCUUGAAAACGAGAACGAUUUCAGUACUGAUCCGGAUAUGUUUUAUGAACUAUUAGAAACGACAAAGCAGAAAGAUUCAUUUUUAGCGCAAUCUUUGUCAAGAAAUUGCCUAAUUUAACAAACGAUUCUCUCUCGACUUUAAGAGUUGGUUUCUUGAUGUUCAAUAUCUAGCAAACAAAUGCCUUCAUUCCUCUGGUGUAUCAUCCUUACCAUUUUCGUUCUCUUCUUCAGACUCAACUACUCUUUCCUCACUUUUUAUUUUAGAGUCGGAUGGCUGAUCAGAUUGUUUUGAAGUGUCGGAUUUGUUAUCUUCAGUGCUUGUUGAAUCUUCAAUACCUAGAGCCUUAUUCACUUCGUUUACGUAUGUCGUAAAUUGUUUCCAUUCGUCAAUGUUGAGGGCGAUUCCUUUAGCGCCUGGACGAAACUCUCCAUCUUUUUCGUAAUAUUCUCUUAUGUGAACAUAAUCUUUUCCUUUAAAUUGGGAAAUAGUAACACGUUUUUUCGUAGAAUCAUUUAUCUAUUAAUGUAAUUAGUCUUGUUG
Messenger RNA from Schizosaccharomyces japonicus yFS275, 3119 nucleotides. Its product is annotated as zinc finger protein Pep5/Vps11-like protein. The record is from RefSeq and is a predicted model, not a curated record. Bases 120 to 2696 code for a protein of 858 amino acids. Lineage: Eukaryota; Fungi; Ascomycota; Schizosaccharomycetes; Schizosaccharomycetales; Schizosaccharomycetaceae. The transcript is spliced from 5 exons.